AUGUGUUUCCACGAAGUAUAUGGAAAGUUAACGGCACUUGAGAAAAUAGAAUACUGUCAGACUCUGCAAUGUGAUGAAACUAUGGCCAAUAAAGUGUGUGGUAUAAUAAAACAAAAUGGAAUAAAAACGUAUAGACUAUUUGAUGACGAAUGUUUAUUAUUGAAAUAUGGGUGUCAAGUCAAGGAUGGUGAAGAAGCUUACGGAAUAAUAGAUAUGAAGUACUGCAUCGAACACACACAACAAGAGCAAUAUGAAAUAAACUGUCCAAAGAAUUGUGAUUUGAAUUUAAAGAAACCAGUGUGCGGUAUUCGAAAAACUGGUGAAGGAUUUACCAUUAAAAUAUUUAGUAACAAGUGCCAGUUAGCUAAAUAUAAUUGUGAGCAACGAUUACAGUUCAGUGUCACAGAUUUUUUUAUAUGCAAUCGAACUAUAAAUCAUAAGCCUCUCUUCAAACACCAUAGUGAAGAUGAGAUGAAGAAAAUUCAUGCAAGCUUAGUCGAAGAGAUUCAUGAUGGACAGAAUUCUUUUGACAAAAAAUCUAAAGAAUUAGCUAAGUCCCGGUCCAGUACUGAAGUAACAAAUAAUUAUAAAACAAGUAUGGAAGAAGCAAACAGAGAAGAGACAAGCAGUAAAGAAACAAUUAAUAACGAAUCAUACACUACAGAGACAAAUAGUGGAGAAAUUUCCACCAUAAAUACUGCAGACACAGAUGAUGUGAAAAUUACUAAUGAAAUUUUAUUAGAAGAUAAAACAACAAAUACUCCUUUAGUUAAAAAUAAAACUAUACAUAAAAAUAUUGUAAUUAUCAGAGGAUCUAUGACAGAUAUGCAAAAUAUUAAUACGACCGCAGACAAUUUCUUUGCCGCAACUCAUGUGUUCGAUUUGCCCGUUCGGGAAAUCUAUCCCAACUUGACCGAUGUUACACGAAGAAGGCUGAUACAUAUAUUCGGCCCGACAAAAGUAUUCAUACCGUGGAUGACAUUCCCUGAAACUAUAAAAGAUGAUUAUUAUCAUAAGCCCACAUUAGGGUCCUGCUUACACAAAUGUCCACAGAAAUGUCCAAAUACUUACGCGCCAGUAUGCGGAGUGCCAGGCAUCGUGGCGCGUGAACCCUCAAUCAUGUUCCAAAACCACUGCUACAUGGAUGUGGCGCAGUGUAAGAUGUUUUGGGAGGACAAGAGUGAAACAGCUCAGAGCUCUGCAUACGUCGAGUCAUCAUUCCUCUUUUGUCUCGGAGAUCAAUUAAACGGCGUAUACCGAUUCCUGCCUCUCAUCAGAACCCUGCAGCACAUGGGCCGACUGAGGACAAAGGGCAAAUACAAGUACAGAUCAAAGAAUAUGAGAUUUUUGAACCAGUUGUUGAGUUAUGAUCCGAAACUUAUGGGUUGA
Molecule: messenger RNA, 1389 nt
Organism: Arctia plantaginis
Lineage: Eukaryota; Metazoa; Arthropoda; Insecta; Lepidoptera; Erebidae
Source: the annotation of a GenBank genome assembly